Messenger RNA from Penicillium diatomitis, 495 nucleotides. RefSeq lists its product as uncharacterized. NCBI's taxonomy places the organism in Eukaryota, Fungi, Ascomycota, Eurotiomycetes, Eurotiales, Aspergillaceae. The record is from RefSeq and is a predicted model, not a curated record. Bases 1 to 495 code for a protein of 164 amino acids. The transcript has 2 exons.
AUGGCACCUCGCUACGGAGCUCUCGGUGCAACAUUCCAACUCGCGCGCCUGUUCCAAACGUGUUCACUCAUCGCCAUCAUCGGCAUGACGGCCAAUUUCAUCGCCUCGAUAGUCAACAACAAUGCAACACCGCCCGACGUCUUAAUCGGCACCAUCAGUGUGACCAGUAUCGCCGUGAUCUACUGCAUCAUCACCGGCAUCCUCUAUUUCGACGACAUCCUCCCCUUCUUACCCUGCGCCAUUCUCGACCUGGGCCUUCUGAUUGCCCUCAUCGUCGUCGCAGUGAUCAUGGGCAAGCCUCUCUCGUAUCUACAAUGUUCCGGCCUCUCCUCGCUUGGGUUCCAAGACGCAACCGUCUACGCGUUUGCAUCGCGUCUGUCCAAUGUGGUGGCGAGUUUCAGUGGUAAGAUCGACUUUGCGUCUUGGAUCGGGGCCUCGAAGACGAUCUGUUUGGAGACGAAAGCGAUUUGGGGGUUGAGCAUUGCCUUGUGGUGA